AUGGCGGUGACUAGCCUUGACUACCGAGUGGACUCGGGUGUCAUGAUGCUCAUGCUGGCUGUAACAUGCUCGGAGUUACGGUUUAUUAAUGGCGAGUCGACAUCGGACCUUUAUUGCUUGCGUCAAGGUCAUCGUAGUGAUGCUUGUUCCAAGCCGGUCCCAAACUUGCUGGUAACGCAAGCCGGCAAGGAAUACCUUCCGCUACGUGAGGUCGAGCGGUCGACUUGCAGUUUUGUAACUAUCAGUUGGCAAGAUGCCCACUUGAUGUUGGGUGGUUUUAUAAGAUUGGGUGCCUCAAGAGUAAAACCUGCCAAGGGUCUCACGACCUGUCAGAGCCAUGAAAAUGGCCCAAUAUCUGUCGGCUUCUUCCACCAAGAUCGGUCGCCGCGAAUGCCGAAAGCCUUUAUUAGGGUCCAGCCUCACGGUUUCCUCUCCUGGUAUCGGGGGUUGCCCCCUACUCUCAAGGUCCGCUCUUUUCAAUAA
Molecule: messenger RNA, 483 nt
Organism: Aaosphaeria arxii CBS 175.79
Lineage: Eukaryota; Fungi; Ascomycota; Dothideomycetes; Pleosporales
Exons: 1
Coding region: 1-483 (160 amino acids)
Source: RefSeq, a predicted model, not a curated record